Messenger RNA from Aedes aegypti (yellow fever mosquito), 1610 nucleotides. Its product is annotated as proton-coupled folate transporter. Gene Ontology annotation, biological process: transmembrane transport. The record is from RefSeq and is a predicted model, not a curated record. Gene Ontology annotation, molecular function: transmembrane transporter activity. Lineage: Eukaryota; Metazoa; Arthropoda; Insecta; Diptera; Culicidae. The coding region runs from base 18 to 1514 and encodes 498 amino acids. The transcript is spliced from 8 exons. Gene Ontology annotation, cellular component: membrane.
GUUCCUAGAUAAUCAGAAUGGUUCAAGUGAUUCAAACAUGGACCAAGAAAGUAAUAUCCAACAUUACGAUCGAACCGGUACUCAUAUUUUUCCUCUUCGGGUAUGGCGUUAUCUUUGCUGGAUUGAAAAACUUUGAACUUGAAAAGGCAUGUGCAACCAAAUCGACCAAUGAUUUGAAGGUGUGCGGAAUUUUUCCUGAGUUGGAGGGUAGUGAUGUGUGCAAAAAACUGUUUGCUGAAAAUUCGACCCAACCGUCUCCGAUGGCGGAAGGCGUAAAUUAUACCGCUGAAGAAAUCGAACACUAUCGAAUGGUUUGUGCAGCGAAAGAUGAAGCAGUUGUUAAUUUGACAGUUUUGGACUCAUAUAGAAACGUUAUAACUGGAUUGAUAGAAGUCGUUAUAUUGCUGUUUGCCGGUAGCUGGAGUGAUCGGGUGGGACUGAGGAAGCCUUGCAUUUUAAUUCCGAUAGCGGCUGAUACUAUUAGUUUGCUGGCACUCAUUAUCUGCGCCAUCUUUAUGCGUGAAAUACCACUGGAAGUCACCGGAAUCCUGCACCAACUGAUCAGCGCGCUCGGAGGAGGAGGUCAUCUGAUUUUGACAGGAGUCUUCAGCUACCUUACGAUCGUUACCACAGAAUCACAGCGAACAUUUCGAUUUGCCUGUGCAUCCAUCGUUAUAUCUGUUAUUCCCAUAAUCGCAAGGUUUUUCAGCGGGCAUAUAUUCAAAGCCCUUGGUUUUCUAAAACUGUGCAUCCUUUGUACAACAACACAUUCAAUUGCAUUGCUCUAUGGAAUAUUCGUAUUGAAGGAGCCUGAUUCAGAUGCGAAAAACAAAACUGUCGCCAAUCAAAACGAGCCUAAUUCCUCUUCACCCACAAAGAAACUGUUUGACAUGACUCUUGCGACAGAUUGCAUCAACGUGAUAACGAAGAAGCGUGCCUUCAAUAUACGCAAAAUACUUAUGUUUACGUUCGUAGUAUAUUUCAUAAACUUUGGAGCGGCAGCAGAUACUAAUAUUGCCUUCAGUAUUGCUCAAUCUAAGUUUCACUGGGUCACAAAUCUUGGCAUAUGGGGUGCAUACGAUGCUCUGACUACUCAACUCGGCACAAUGCUCGCCAUUGGCGUUUUGGGGAAACGUUUCGGAGUUUCGGACUAUUUCAUCUGCGCAUUUUCAGUUUGUUUCACGUUGAUAGCAAAACCGAUCAUGGCUUAUGCGGUUAGUACUCUCAAAGACCACUUUUUCUAUGUAGCUACAUCGAUCGACAUCUUCGACGGAAGUAAAACGGUGGCUAUUCGUAGUAUCGUUUCAAAAUUGGUCGAACAAAACGAAAUUGGUAAAAUCAACUCUCUUCUGGGGGUGAUAGCAAGUGCACAGUCUAUUGUAUAUCCAACAAUAUACAGUGUAGUGUUUCUACAAAGCAGAGAUAUUUUCAUUGGCGCCGUAUUUAUGCUGGCCGAAGUCUUCCUUUUGGUUUCACUGGGAUUAUACAUAGUAUCAUCAUGUCCAGGAAGCUGAUCAGCAGAAGAAGCAAAAAUGAAAAAGAGGGAGUAGAUAAUGCUGCUAUGGAAGUGACCUCUAUGUGAAUAUGAAUAAAAGCGAUUCUGCAACUUA